Molecule: messenger RNA, 1575 nt
Organism: Peronospora matthiolae
Lineage: Eukaryota; Oomycota; Peronosporomycetes; Peronosporales; Peronosporaceae
Source: the annotation of a GenBank genome assembly
AUGACCAGGGCAGCGCUGCACGAAGAAGCACGCGUCGAGACGUACACGCUCCUGUACUUCACAAGCAGCUGGACGAAUGGUACAGACAACAUGACGCUGCCGAGGCUACGUGCGGUUCUAGGUGAAGUCAACGCGCUGUAUCGCAAGCACCGGCUGAUUGAACUGCUGCAAGUUGUUCGGACUGAAGACCGCGGACGAGUCAGCGAUGCAAACGUUCAUUGGCUGGAUGGUUCAACCUUCCGGUUGCGGUGUAGAAUGUACAAAGUGACGGAACUACCGGCGUGUGUCAUGCUGGACGCUCAGGGACAAGUGUUGACGGAGGAAAACAUGCGGGCACUGGAGCUUCACGAAGAUGGAAGUGUAUCGACAUCCCGGAUAGAAACCGAAUCUUUGUGGGAAGUGCUGAAAGAGCUUUUGAAACAUCACGAAGCCUCUGCUGCUGCUUGGAGUUCGUUGCGGCCGUUGUGGCAAUUUUCUGGUUUCGUCUUGUGCCACGCUCCUCCACCGUUGCUUGAAGCGGAUGAUGCAACCCUUGUAGAGAUGCGCGAGAAAGCUCUGGAGCUGUUUGAAUCUGGAGAGUUUCUUCCAGCUGCAACAGGCUUCGUGAACGCUUUAGUGCGGUGUCCAACAUGCACGAAGUCUAGCUUUAAUCUUGCGGUCAUUCUUCAAACGAUUGGCGAAACAUACUUUGCCGUGCGUAGCAUGCUACGCGUCGUCGCCCUCGAUGACAGUGACUUUGUAGCACAUGCGGUUCUUCGAUCUGUGUACUAUCUGGAAGAACCCGACCUUGUGGUUUCUGGAUAUCGUCAGAUCCUCUCAGCGCAUUCGAAAAGCCAUGUUCGUACGGCACACACGCUCGCAACAAUGCAGGGGGCCACGACGACUAGUACGGCUGCUCCUGCUUAUGUUGCAAAGGUUUUUGACGAGCUUGCCGAUAGCUUCGAGGACAAACUCGUGGCACGCUUGGAGUACCGCGUACCCUGGCAACUUGUCGAGGCUCUACAAAAGCUUUCUCCAGCGGGAUUUACUCUCAAGGACUCCACUGCCAAGCCAACUUGGGUUGUGGCGGAUGUUGGGUGCGGCACUGGUCUAUGCGGUCGCUUACUUCGUCCACACGUGAAGCAUAUCACUGGAGUGGACAUCUCGCCGUUGAUGAUUGAAAAGACACGUGCCCGAGGCAGUUACGAUGAGCUCUACACGGUGGACAUCGCGCCAUUUCUGGAGUCGUGCGCCGAUGGGUCACUGGACCUCAUUAUUUCGGCAGAUGUGUGGAUUUACGUAGGAGCAUUGGAACGAGUAUUUGAGUCGGCCGCACGCACGCUUCGUGCCUUUACAGGAUGGAUGGCCUUUUCGAUCGAGCUUUUGUACCCUGACGCUACCGACAGUAUCGAGGACACCGCGACAGGUUUUCGUUUGGCUCCAUCUGGGCGGUUUCAGCACUCGCAUAGCUACAUCGCGUCUCUUGCAUCUCGCUUCGCGUUCACCAUUUCCCUACAAGAAGACGUUAGCGUGCGAAAGGAGAGCGGCGAACCCAUCCCUGGUCGCAUCUACCUUCUACAACGAGUCGCAACAUGA